UCUUUUUCUUUUCUGUUUUAGAGCAAUUUUUCAAUGGGACGACUUCCAUACAACUGCCGUCGAGUUUUCAUGUUAGACUUCGGCUUAGCUCGCCAAUACACCACCGGAACCGGCGAAGUUAGAGCCCCAAGAGCAGCAGCCGGUUUCCGCGGCACCGUCAGAUACGCCAGCAUCAACGCCCACCGAAACAAAGAGAUGGGCCGCCACGACGACCUCUGGAGCCUCUUCUACAUGCUCGUCGAAUUCGUAAACGGCCAACUCCCGUGGCGCAAAGUCAAAGAUAAAGAACAAGUCGGUUUGAUGAAAGAAAAAUACGACCACCGAUUACUUUUAAAGCAUCUACCGUCCGAUUUAAAACAGUUUUUGGAUCAUAUUCAAAGUUUGGAGUAUGCUGAUAAACCGGAUUAUCAAAUGUUAAUUUCGUUAUUUGAACGAUGUAUGAAACGUCGGGGAGUGAAAGAAUCCGACCCUUACGAUUGGGAGAAGGCGCCAGCUGGUGAUAAUGUCACUACAAUUACUUCACAAACGACUCAACCUCAAUUAGCGAUCGUUCAAAACGCUCUACCAAGACAUACCAAGCAAACACCCACAGAUAAUAAUCAAGAAAAUAUUGAACCAAUGGAUAAUAAAGAGGCUCAGUUAGAAGCGAGAAGGAAACGAUUAGAAAUGGAAAUAACCGCUCCAUUAGCUACAGAAACACAAACGAAUGGUCCAAGAGCUACUGUUGAUAAGAAUUGUAAUGCAACUCAAGGAGAACAAACCCAAACGACAACACAACGUAGAAGAGCCACAUCGCAUUUAGAACAAGCCCCCGAGCGAUUAGAUAAUGAGACUGCUGCGUCUGCUCGUUCCACUUCGGACGCGAAUCAAAAGCCGGUGCCGUUGAGGAAAAGCCAAUCAGGUGUGGCAACUGUUGGGCGAUUACGGGUGGCUCCUUCCGCGCAUCCGCCGAGUGGGGGCGGUGGAGGAAGCGUGGUGGAGUCCCCCGCGACUCCCGAACAAGAGAGACCGAGAAGGAGGCAACCCUCAGCUGCAAGAAGUUCGAGAUCGGGAGUUCGAGAUCAAAGUUUGACUCAAUUUGCGGUUAUCGACGAUGAGAACGUUAGCCAACAGGUAACGAGGGGGGGAGCUUUAACUUUAGCGAGUCAAUGGAAAAGUCAAUUCGACGACAGCGAAGAAACGACGGACAACGAAUGGAAACCGGAAAGUCCCGAGCACAGGGCUGCAGUGGCCGCAACCACCGCAACAAAUGAUCCGAACGCCGCCCUUCCGGUUCUAAGCAAAAUAAGCGAAGAUUCGCGCCCGAGUCAUCGUAAAUACAUCAAUAUAGCCGGUAUUGAGGAUUACCCAGACUUGAUUGGUAGCCUCCCAAAGUCGUGGUCGACGCCGGCUUUGGGCCCGGCCCUCAGGGCAGGCCUGAAGCCGCCCUUAUUACAACAGGCCGCGUUCGACGACCUUGUUUUUAAAGUGGACGUGAUGAGGAACGUGGCGGCGCGCCGAGACAUCCCCCCCAACGGCGUCGAACGCGACAACGAUGAUAAAAACGACCGGAAACAAGAUCAAAACGAUUACGACGAUGAUAAAACGCAACAUCCCCUCACAAAGUGGAAUAGCCUUCCAGAAUUAAACAUAACCUGUAAAGACACCACCCCUAAACCCGAAUCGAUUGAAAACAACGAAAAAAUCACAAACUUAAUCAAACCGGAAGACGACGACGAAGAAGAAGAAGGAUUACAAGAAGUAGCCGGAAAAUUAGAAAUCCGAGUCGUUUCAAAAGAAACAAAACAAAGACCACAAACUUUAACACCGGAAAAACCUCCAAUUUGCGGCCCGGUAAUUCCCCCAAAACUCGAACGCACCCGAAGCAUCCUAAAACAAGCGAGCAAAGAGAGCCACGAGGUGCCUCAAUCCCCCAAACGCGAAAAUAUAUGUUUCGCGCCCGAACCCGAACUCGUAAAACACUUAGAUAGUUACAAUAAAGAUUACGAAGAAUCCAGCAAUAAAAAUGAACCUCAAAAGAUUAACUCGAAUAACGGAGGCAAUAAUAAUAAGAAUGAAUCGGAAAGUUCCGGAACGGAAACGAACGAAAAAAAGAAGCAAUUAGAACGGAGGAAAAGUCAAGAUUCGCCGAGGCGCUUAUCGAUCGUUAAAAGCGAUUCGAAUUCGCAUUUAGAUUUUGAGCCGGUCGAAGCGUUGAGGAGGAGUAGUAGUGCUAAAUUGAUUCCGAAAUCGAUCGAGCGGGUUAAAAUUAACGCUUCGGAUAAUAGCAGUUCGACGAGUCAAGAGAAGGAGGUGACGACGACCACCUCGAAGAAAAUCGAGAGGAGGUGCGUUGUUAAUCCGCCUAUUAAGGCGCUAAUCGGGGAGGAGAUGCGAAAAGUGACUUGUUCGCCUGGGAUCGAUUUGAGUAGGAAUCCUCAGGUUACGUUUGUUCAACAUCAUCCAUCAUCGGGUGGUGAUCAAAAAAGAUCCGUCGCAAAUGGUCUUAGUCCGGGCGUUGAAGAACAAUCGGAAUAUUUCGAUGCGACCGAAAAUCCACUUAUUAAAGAUAAAAAACCGGAAGUUGAUGAUGAAGAUAGUGGUGUAGAUAACGCGAGUCAAAUUUUACGAGAAACUUCAGUCUCACCAGGAUUAGAUGGUAAUAGAGGCGUUUCAAGGAUUCCAGUGGCGGUUUCUGGAGGGGGUCAACGACUCGCAAAAUGUAUGUCGUGGUCGGGUGAUCUGACGCCGGGGCUGCGCAGGCGCCGGCUUUAUGAGAAAUACGUAACUGACCUUAAGGAGCUCAAUCUAAGGUUCAAAAGACACUCCACAACCGGUUCAGGAGGUACAAUUUUAUUCCAAACAAAAAUUCAAACAAAUUACUUCCCCCAAAAGGGAAGAUUUGUGUUGUGUGUGUUUUUAAAAAAAUCUUAACCGAAAUGGUUGUGUUAGAAAUUUGAUAUUAACUAUGAAUAACUCGAGUAUGAUAAAAAGAAAUGCGUACAAAGAAAGUCUUUUAGGUAAAGGACGGAAAAAGACUUAGGUUUGGGUGUAAAUUUUUAAACCGUUUUUGAUCAAGUUGAUGUUAGAUUGAGUCUUUUUAACAAAUCCAUCCAUUAACCA
This is a messenger RNA of Onthophagus taurus, 3102 nucleotides long. The record is from RefSeq and is a predicted model, not a curated record. NCBI's taxonomy places the organism in Eukaryota, Metazoa, Arthropoda, Insecta, Coleoptera, Scarabaeidae.